AUGGGAUCCAACGUCUGGCAGCAGCCGCAGAAACCCUCGCAUCGUCGUAUCCCUCGCUAUAUCUCCCUCCGCUCGCCCCAGCGGCCGCCUCCACCCUCGCCUGCCCACGCCGUCGCCGAAGCCCUCUGCUCCACCCGCCCCGAUCCCGUCCAGAGAAAAGAUCACUAGUGAAACUUUCUUGAGGGGAGAUGGCGGUUUCUUUCGCGAAUGUUAACUCUGAGGCAGGGCUUAAAAAGCUUGACGAUUACCUUCUCACUCGCAGCUACAUCACUGGCUACCAAGCUUCCAAGGAUGACUUGGCUGUCUAUUCUUCAUUUUCUGCCGCUCCCUCAUCCAAGUAUACCAAUGUUGCAAGGUGGUUCAGUCACAUUGAUGCACUCCUGAGGCUGAGUGGGGUUACUGAAGAGGGCCAAGGCGUCAAGGUUGAGUCAUCAGCUGUUCCUGUUGCCUCAACCCCUGAUGUUGCUGAAGCAAAGGCCCCAGCAGCUGACGACGACGACGACGAUGUUGACCUUUUCGGUGAGGAGACUGAAGAGGAGAAGAAGGCUGCUGAAGAGCGUGCUGCGGCUGUCAAGGCUUCUGCCAAGAAGAAGGAAUCUGGGAAGUCAUCAGUUCUGCUUGAUGUGAAACCAUGGGAUGAUGAGACUGACAUGACCAAGCUCGAGGAAGCUGUAAGGAGCAUGAAGAUGGAGGGCUUGUUCUGGGGGGCCUCCAAACUUGUCCCGGUUGGAUACGGCAUUAAGAAGUUGCAAAUCAUGAUGACAAUCGUUGAUGAUCUCGUCUCUGUUGACACUCUCAUCGAGGAGCAUUUGUGCGCCGAGCCAGUGAAUGAGUAUGUUCAGAGCUGCGAUAUUGUUGCCUUCAACAAAAUCUAAAUUUUCUUGAGGCAGGCGAUGGUGGUCGGUUGCCAAUGUACCCAGUGUUAAAAGAGUUUCGCGUUGCUGUGUUAUCGUGGUGUUGCUAGUAAUUGGCGGUGAGGUUUUUGGGAUAGUCGAGUCGAAUGUACAAGAACGAAAUGACUUUGCUUUAAUUUGGAAUAACCAUCAGGCUGGAAUUGUGUUA
Phragmites australis (common reed) is the source of this 1062-nucleotide messenger RNA. RefSeq names its product elongation factor 1-delta 1. Gene Ontology annotation, molecular function: translation elongation factor activity; guanyl-nucleotide exchange factor activity. Bases 189 to 875 code for a protein of 228 amino acids. NCBI's taxonomy places the organism in Eukaryota, Viridiplantae, Streptophyta, Magnoliopsida, Poales, Poaceae. Gene Ontology annotation, biological process: translational elongation. The record is from RefSeq and is a predicted model, not a curated record. Gene Ontology annotation, cellular component: cytosol; eukaryotic translation elongation factor 1 complex. The transcript has 8 exons.